AUGGUGGAGUCCAUGAAGAACGUGGCAGGCAUGGAUGUGGAGCUGACGGUGGAAGAGCGGAACCUGCUGUCGGUGGCUUAUAAAAACGUGAUCGGAGCCAGAAGAGCAUCCUGGAGGAUAAUCAGCAGCCUCGAACAGAAGGAGGAGAACAAAGGAGGCGAAGACAAACUUAAGAUGAUCCGGGAAUACAGGCAAACGGUGAGCCACGGGGACGGCGGUAGGAGAAGAGUAGAAUCCCUGAUGAAGGCAGCUUGCUGUCAAAAUGUUAGUUACAUAAUAAAUGUAGACUUUUUGCAUCGGAGGGAUGGUGUGUGGCUCCUUUCAAAGUAGAGGUUUAGACUCUGGUGCCCUUUUUUAAUAUUUUGAAGAGGUAAUUCAAUGGUCAUGUUAUGUAAAAAUGAGACCUCAAAGUUGAGUGAGAUGUUUUUCCCUUUUCUCCUUGAGUUUGUUGACAACUAGUGUUGUGUGUGUUGUCUGCUCUGCAGGUGGAGAAUGAGCUAAAAUCUAUCUGUAACGACAUUCUGGAUGUACUGGACAAGCACCUCAUUCCAGCUGCAAACACAGGAGAAUCAAAGGUUUUCUACUACAAAAUGUACGUCUGCGGAUGGGAGAUAACUUCUAACUAUUUUGCACACAUCAAUGAAUAUCUACGCCCUGACUGCACUAGUAACAUGAGAAAAGGCUGCCAUGUCUUCUCAGUGCAGCAUUGUGGCCGUCGCUCAUAAAUCUCUCUCACACACACACACACACACACACACACACGGAGCGGAAAACCUCUUAUCUGAGCUGUGAAAGAACAGCUACUCUGCAUCUCAGUUUUCCACACUUUUCCAUGAAGUGUGCGCAACCUAGAGCUUGGCCAAUAAACCGAAAAUGAUUGACACCGACCAUACCAAUCACUGAUUGCAGACAUUUUGCUGAUAUCAUUCAUGUAGCUAGACUCUUACAUGGGUGAAUGCUUCACGGCAGACUGGAACCAUUUAACUCAGUUUUGUUUGUAGCUACAUCUUGUUUGGCCAGCUUUGUCAAGUCAUUCCGGUUCACACUGACCAUGGCGUGUGCAGAAAGUAGCCAAUCACUUUUUCCUACUGAUCUGUCGAUAGCGCCUACUAAAUUCAGGGCAUCAAUGUUGUUGAGAAAAGUAGCAAAACUUUUGUAGUUCUCGAUGGCUAACGUUUAUAUCUUUCAAAAACGGCAUGGUAGAAAGGACUGUCAACACAUACUUGAACAGCUCACGUUAUAGACAGAAGCGGGCAGACCAAUCCAAACUCAUCUCCCGACAUGUCCAGUCAAUACAUUCUCAGCCAAUCAUGGCUAGUGGGAAGGUUCCUGGCUUUUUCCAUGGCUAAACCAACUAGGCUCGUAAUUUAACCAUUUUAUUCAUAUUUAUGGAUGGAAUACAAGUUUGUUAUUAAAGCACAUGAAAGUUCACAUGUUCCAGAAGGCAUUUCUGCCAAAAAACGUGUUUUUGAUAAAUAAAUAAAUAUUUACGUUCAAAUGCUGCUCCUGUGAAGUAGUGACGUGCGACAUACACCUAGUUUCCUGAAACGAGUCACAUAUUGAGUUUGUGUGCCCCUCCCCUAUAUUUAUUUUACUCAAACCGCCGCGGGCUGGAUUGUACCCCCUCACGAGCUGGAUCUGGCCCACGGGCCAUAUGUUUGACACCCCUGGUUCAAAGAAUCAUAACGAAAAAAACUAUUGUGCACAUGGUUAUAGACUUAUCGUUCUAUUUAUAGUUAUCGCAUCAAUUCAGGAAAUGUAUCGCGAUAUGGAUUUUUGUCCAUAUCGUCCCAGCUCUAGCACUACCCCACAAGGAUUUAAAAGCACAUGAUUGGUGUAAGCAAGGGCUCUAACAAGUAGGGGAGUUCAGUGCAGAAGUGCAUACUGCAGGAAAAGAGUCCUAUGUUAACAUAAGGAGACCAUGGAUUUAUUGUUUUGUGGGGUUGAAAUAACCGUGGUCUCGUUCUGUCCUCAGGAAGGGAGACUACCACAGGUACCUGGCGGAGUUCGCCACAGGCAACGACAGGAAGGAGGCGGCGGAGAACAGUUUGGUAGCCUACAAAGCCGCGAGCGACAUCGCCAUGAUCGAGCUCCCUCCGACUCACCCCAUCCGCCUGGGACUGGCACUCAACUUCUCCGUAUUUUAUUAUGAAAUUCUCAAUUCCCCCGACCGUGCAUGCAGGUGGGCCCCUUCUCUCCUGUCUCGUCUUCUCUUCCCACUCUUCUCUCAUCUUCUCUCUUCUCCCCGCUCAUUUCACGCGCCUGUCUCACCCAUUUCCCUCCUCUACACUCAAUUGCCAGAUGUGUCAAGUAGAAAGGGAUUGUGAGGGUGUAAUAAUACACAAGCAGGAGACUUGAUUUAUAUGCAAUGCCUUACUCAGCGUUUUCCUGCAGUACCAGGCGUUAAACAGUCUUUCAGUAUUAUCGUCAAAGAAACAGAACAAGUUCCGAUUUGAUUAUUAUUUGGGGCUCAUAUCUAGUGCUGCAUCAUGCCAUGGUGAAAUUUUCAGACUGGCCGUGCAGUACAGUCUCACCAAUACAGUAUAUUGAAGAAGUCAACUGAUGCCCUGCCUAAUAAUACAAUAUUGUUUUUUUUACCAAUACAUUUGAUUGUAUAUUCCAUACCAGGACAUUGUUGAUGUGUGACUUGGAUGCUCCGUGAAAUCCAACCUUUGACCCCCCUGCUCUGCCCACCCUGCUGCCCUUAGGUUGGCGAAGGCGGCAUUUGACGAUGCCAUUGCAGAACUGGACACGCUGAGCGAGGAGAGCUACAAGGACUCCACGCUCAUCAUGCAGUUGCUACGCGACAACCUUACACUAUGGACUUCAGACAUGCAGGGAGACGGUGAGCAUUCAGUGCUUCUUCACCUAUUAUAUGUAGUUCAAUAGUUGAAAGACUAAACACACUCCAGCGUCUCUUUUUAAGUGUUGUUCAAAAGUAUGCUGCUACAUCAGCUUGACAGCAAACACGGUCACGUAGAGGAUGGGUGUUUUCCAGCUAUUGACUUUACAGACUGCUGGACUGGUGCGGUGUACACUUGACCUCACCCACCCUUUCUCUAACUUCCCUCAGCACAGUGGUCCCUCUCUAACCGAAGCACCUCUCCGUCUCUCUUUCUCCCUCUCAUUCUCUUUGUCUUUCACCUUUCUCUUUGUUUCUCUCCCUUUCUUUACUUUUUUUGUCCCGCUCCGUCUGUUGAGCUGUACUCCCUUUCACUGCUCUAAUAUCUCUCUCCUGUCUCUGUUUUCCUCUGUGUAGAUUCUUAA
Coregonus sp. 'balchen' is the source of this 3267-nucleotide messenger RNA. NCBI's taxonomy places the organism in Eukaryota, Metazoa, Chordata, Actinopteri, Salmoniformes, Salmonidae. The record is from the annotation of a GenBank genome assembly.